Quercus robur (English oak) is the source of this 678-nucleotide messenger RNA. RefSeq lists its product as uncharacterized. Bases 1 to 678 code for a protein of 225 amino acids. The record is from RefSeq and is a predicted model, not a curated record. The transcript has a single exon. Lineage: Eukaryota; Viridiplantae; Streptophyta; Magnoliopsida; Fagales; Fagaceae.
AUGGAUUUUCAUUACACAUCAUCCUCCAAUGAUGAACACGAUGGCAAUUACAGGCAGAGAUCAAGAACUCCUCCAAGCGAGACCUUCUCUUAUGAAGACGAGCACCAUCAUAGACGAAAACACAAGGGCCCCUCUAGUAGGGGCCUGGGUAAUGAUGCCAUGAGUAAGGCUCUGGAUAAGAUCUCUAAGUCACCCUUCACGCGCAGGAUAGAAGGGGCUAGGCUACCACGACGUUUCCAUCAGCUUACAUUCAUCGUUUAUAAUGGUCGAACGGACCCUGUAGAGCAUGUGAGCCAGUUUAACCAAAGAAUGGCCGUCCACUCCAAGAACGAAGCUUUGAUGUGUAAGGUUUUCUUGUCCAGCCUAGGACCUGUAGCAAUGAGAUGGUUCAAUGGCUUAAAGGUGAACUCCAUAGAUUCCUAUAAGCAGCUCACCCAAGCCUUUGGCUCUCGCUUUAUUACGAACAACAGGGUUCCUCGGCCUCUGAGUUCGUUGUUGUCAUUAUCCAUGCGUGAGGGAGAAACUCUAAAAGCAUACUUAAACAGAUAUUGGGAAAUGUAUAAUGAGAUGGAUGACAACUUUGAUGACGUCGCCAUUAGCACUUUUAAAAGCGGUCUCCCAACCGAGCACGGCUUGAGGAAAUCUUUGACUGGCAAGUCUGUCACUAGUGUACGUUAA